This is a messenger RNA of Mesocestoides corti, 2016 nucleotides long. The record is from the annotation of a GenBank genome assembly. Lineage: Eukaryota; Metazoa; Platyhelminthes; Cestoda; Cyclophyllidea; Mesocestoididae.
AUGUCGUGUGACAUCACGAAGGUCUUCACGAGCAUCGUGCGCGCCCUCACUGCAACGGAGACCUCGUUGUCCCGCAAGACCUCCACGGCCUCAUCCCUCGACACCAGACCAGGCGUCGCAGACGUGUUCAGCGACCGCGCCAUCAGCCUUCGUGGUGAACUCACCACGGUGCGGAAGCACAUCGCGAACGCCGGCGAGUUGAGUUUGGCUCUGGCAACGAACGACGCCGCCCGCCAACGCAUGUACCACGAACUGGCGAAGCAGAUCAAUCAGGCGCUCGAUCAGUGCUCGAUUCUGUUGGCUCAACUCAAGUGCCUUGUGGUGCCACUCACUAGUGGAACUGCGGAGGCGGGAGACGAGGCAUCGAGUAAAACGCAGCUCCAGUUGCACCGGGAGGCGGUGUGUCGGUCGCUGGAGGACUUUUUGAAGGUGUUAGAGCGUGCACGAGAUGAACAGGUGACCACCUAUUGUCGUCGACUGGAGCUUACAAGCCGUUUGAGUGGAAGUGUGUCCACCGACAGCUACUCCUACGAAUCGUCCUCCUCUCCCACCUCGACCGUCCGAAACAGAAGAGAUCGUGGAAAUGCCUGGCUCUUCGGUGGCUCCAAAGCCGACGCUGAGGCUCUUCCAACUAGUUCUCUGCCUGUUGAGGAAUUGAAACAGCUGGAGAUGGAGAAUGCUGAAGUGUAUCUGCGAUUUCUUUCCGAGAAAAACGAAAUCCAACAGCUGGGGAACCAGAUCGCCGAAAUCGGGAGGCUCCAGGCCAUGGUGACUGAAAGCCUCAUUGAGCAGGCGGAGAUGGCGCAGCACAUUGGCGAAAAAGUCGUGGGUUCAACGGAGUUGGUGCGGGAGGCGAAUGAACACGUUCGACAAUCCAUGGACCGCACGCGGGGUAUCUUGGGCCGUCGAAAUUUUGGAUUACUACAGAAGCCAAUUUUGUCCGCCUCUAAAACGGAUCAUGUUUCGGGUCAAAAUAGUCUAACUGUCGUUACUGGUAUCCAGCCCACAGGAUAUCCCCACCUGGGCAAUUAUUAUGGAAUGAUUAAACCUUGUGUUCGUUUGCAGUAUGACAGCGAUGUCUCUCGUUUGUUCCUGUUACUUGCUGACCUACAUGCCCUAACAAAGGGCUCAGCGGAUAAUUCUUUGUCCACAUCAACCCUUCAGCUGGCGUCAGCUUUGAUCGCCUGUGGCAUUAAUCCUGUCCUCUCUUCAGACGUCCUAUCUUCUAAGGGAAAAUCAAUCAUUUUUCCACAGUCGAGUGUAAUUGGCCAUUGUGAGUUGACUUGGAUCCUAUCAUCCAAAUGCUCAGUCAACCGGUUAUCACACCUGCCCCAAUGGCGUGAAAAGUCCGAAGCCCUUGGCACCACUGGUUCCUCCGUAGGUCUUUUCACGUACCCACUUUUGCAGGCAGCGGAUAUACUCUUGUACUCCGCGGAUGUUGUUCCCGUGGGUUUAGACCAAGUCACACAUCUUGAACUAACUAGAGAUUUGGCUCGGAUUCUUCUCACUCAGUCGCCUUCUCUGUGCGAUUACUUGAAGGUUCCAGAUGUACGGGUUACUGAGCUACCGAAGGUCCACAAUCUGCGCCUGCCAACUAAGAAAAUGAGUAAGUCCUUUGGUCCCGAAGCCGGCACUGUCUGGCUUACCGAUCCUCCCGACGUGAUCAAGACGAAAGUUGAGCGCGCUCAGACUGAUUCCAUUCGUGAGUUGACCUACGAUCCCGAAUAUCGACCCGGGGUCGCCAACUUGAUCCACAUUUUCGCUGCCGCCAAGGACCUACCCGUGGAGGUUGCUGUCGACAAGCUCACGAAAUUGACGAAAGUGGAUCUUAAGGCCGCAGUCAUUGAUGCCCUGGUGGAGGAACUGGUUCCGAUUCAGUCGCGUCUUCGACAGCUGGAGAUUUCUGGUAGUGUUGAGGAAGCUCUUCGUGCUGGGUCGCGUGCAGCGAACCAAGUUGCCUCUCAGAAUUUGCGAAAAAUUAUGGAAGCAUUCGGCUUCCCUUCAUAUUACAAUUAA